Messenger RNA from Didymodactylos carnosus, 756 nucleotides. Lineage: Eukaryota; Metazoa; Rotifera; Eurotatoria; Philodinida; Philodinidae. The record is from the annotation of a GenBank genome assembly.
AUGGGCAAACUGGAUGGAAAAAUUGCUUUGAUCACCGGUGGCUCUGAAGGUAUUGGUUUGGCUACUGCUGAACAAUUCAUUGCGGAAGGAGUCGAACAUGUUUUCAUCACUGGACGUCGUCAGGAAGCAUUAGACGAAGCAGUGAAAAAAAUUAAUAGCAAAAACGUGUCUGCCGUACAAGCUGAUGCAUCCAAUUUGGCUGAUUUAGACAAGCUCUAUGACAUCAUCAAGAAACAGAAGGGGCGUCUGGAUAUCCUCUUCGCCAACGCCGGUAUUACCCACACUGGAUCGCUAGGCUCGAUCACUGACAAAGAUUUCGAUGCAGUAUUCAACGUCAACGUGAAAGGAGUAUUGUUCACCGUUCAAAAAGCUUUACCAAUCUUUGUCGAUGGUGGAUCGAUCAUUUUGACUGGAUCUGUCGCCUCCUGUAAGGGAAAUCCAGCUAUGAGCGUCUACAGUGCUACAAAAGCGGCUGUUCGCUCAUUUGCCCGUUGCUGGACGGUCGAUUUGAAAGAACGCAAGAUUCGAGUCAAUACAUUGAGUCCGGGACCAAUCGAUACUCCGUUGUUGAGAGGAGUUGGAAAUAAUGAAGAGGAAAACAAAAAGUUCAUCGAACGUCUCAAAUCCUCUACGGCGAUGGAUCGCGUUGGUACACCAGAUGAAGUUGCCAAAGCAGUCGUCUUUCUCGCUUCCGAUGAUAGCAGUUAUGUCACUGGUAUCGAACUUUUUGUCGAUGGGGGCAGAGCACAGAUCUGA